Molecule: messenger RNA, 973 nt
Organism: Colletotrichum navitas
Lineage: Eukaryota; Fungi; Ascomycota; Sordariomycetes; Glomerellales; Glomerellaceae
Exons: 2
Coding region: 1-888 (295 amino acids)
Source: RefSeq, a predicted model, not a curated record
AUGGAGGAUUUCUUUGAAGAAAUUGUGAACCGUGGGCUGCGCGACUUCCUGCCUCUACCGUUCAAGCAGGCCUACGACCAAUGGCUCGAGACGUUCUCAGCCAGCGAGACAUCAUCGCUUGCACGUCGUCCCUCUUCGCACCUAUCCACCGUCGACCGGGACAAGUACCGCAUCAGCUCGCGCCACAGUGGUGUAGCAAGUCCUGCCACCAUCAACGACCUGAGCGACAUCACAUCCCUCCCGUCAGAUUUCACAGCCAACCACCAAGAAACUCCAUCAACACCAACACCAGCCAGUCGCGUGGCCUCACCCAUUGAUGUCAGAACACGUCGCGCCGCCGAGUCUCUUGGCCGCGUCUGCAUCCCCAGCGCCUACGCAAGCUCCUCAUCACCUGGCCCCGCGCCUCGGUCCAAUAACCAGGUAUCCUUCGCCCAAGACUCUCCUCGUCAGCGUCGUCAUCCUCCGUCACCACCACCACCUCCUCCUCCUCCUCCUCCUUUUGCCGCAGCGCCUCUCGACGGUCGCCAUCCAGCCCCCGCCUACCACAACCUUUCGUUUCCAACCAAGCAUGAUAAGGAAAAGUCGCGUCCUAAGGCGCUCAUAAUGAAGGGCGUGGAGGAUCUGGAAUACAUCAAUGCAUGUUACCACGAUUUGGCGCGAAAGGCUUUGGAACGCCUCGAUGACUUCAGGCAGGUGUCGCUGACGAUGCAGAGGAGGAUGUUGCAGCUACGUCAGCUUGAGGCGGUCAACGAGCCACAGGGGGUUCCAGCCCGCAACGGCAGCAUCAAGACAGCGGCGGCGGCUAAGCCUUCACCGUCUGCGGCCAUGGGGAAGCGGUACUCCCAAGGGGGCAGCAGGCGGGAUGUCUGGGGCGAUGCAAACAUCUAGUAAGGCGAGAAGCAGGUGGCCAAGGUUGCCUUUGACACAUGUAAAGGAGCGCGUAUCCGUCUCGUAGUAAGAAAACAACGACCUC